CAUAUAAUAUCAGUCUCUUAUUUAUUUUUGUAGCCCAUCGAUCGUCACGUGAUGUGGAACAUCAUGUGACCAAACUUUGUACGGUGGAAGAGGCGUGAUUUUGGAGAACAGGAUGCUUCAUGCAAGUAAUCUGAUAUGGCUGGUCAGCUGUAUGCUGCUAGGGGUGGUCCACAGUCUGGACAAUGGCCUUGCAAGGACACCCCCAAUGGGCUGGAUGGACUGGGAGAGGUUCCGGUGUAACAUUGACUGCAAGAAUGACCCAGAUAACUGCAUUGGAGAGAAACUGUUGAUGGACACUGCUGACCGAUUGGCUGCUGAUGGUUACCGUGACGUAGGAUACCGUUACGUGUCUAUCGACGACUGCUGGAUGGCCAAACAGAGAGAUGCUAAUGGGAAACUGCAAGCCGAUCCGGACCGCUUCCCAAGAGGGAUCAAAUUCCUGGCAGAUUAUAUGCACAACAAAAGCCUGUUGUUAGGUAUCUAUGAAGACUUCGGAACAGAAACCUGUGGUGGUUACCCAGGCAGCGAGUUCUACUUGUCCGAUGAUGCCCAGACAUUUGCUGACUGGGGCGUGGACAUGUUGAAGCUUGAUGGUUGCCAUGCCGACCGAGCUGAUAUGAGCAUCGGUUAUCCAACCAUGGGAUUUUUCUUAAACAAGACAGGACGACCAAUGCUUUACUCAUGCAGCUGGCCUGCAUACACAGGCUCUGGAAACAAGACUGACUACAAGCUGAUCGCCAAGAACUGCAACAUGUGGCGGAACUUUGAUGAUGUGGAAGACUCCUGGGACAGUAUCUAUAGUAUUAUACAGUACUACGGCAAAAACCCCGACAACUUCGCCGCUGUGGCUGGACCUGGCAACUGGAAUGAUCCUGAUCAGUUGAUUAUCGGCGACUUUGGACUGAGCUGGGAACAGCAACGUGUUCAGAUGGGGAUGUGGGCUAUUAUGGCUUCCCCCCUCUUCAUGUCUGUUGACCUGCGCACCAUCAAUCCCGAGUCCCGGGGCCUGCUGCUCAACAAGCGUGUCAUCGCCAUCAACCAGGAUCCCCUCGGUAUACAGGGCAGUAGGUUAUAUCAGCUUAACAAAAUUGAUGUGUGGACAAGGCCCUUGCAGAACAAAUCAUACGCUCUUGCAGUGCUUAACGGAAACUUUAGGGGAACACCUUCAGAAGUAAAUGUGACAUUUGGAGAAACCAAGUUCGACUUCAAUGGAGUCUCUGCUUACAAUGUCACGGAAGCAUUUGAUGGGAAGCCUCUCGGAACAUUCGCAGCAAAAGACAAACUGCAAGUUAUGAUAAAUCCAACUGGAAUUUUCUUAGCUGUUGCUGUCCCUGUGUCUAAGAAAGAUGUGGAGUAUCCAUGAACAAAGUAUGCUUCACCCAUCGACUGUGAUUGGAUAGAUCAUCUGGAGUAACGUUGUGGAUAGUUAGUUAGGGAUAGUUAUUACUGGCAAACAAGGAUAAGUUGAGCACCGACCUGACAAAUGACCCAUAUUAGCAUGUAUGAGUGCCGCCCACUGGCGCCUGCCAAUGUUAGCGAAGGGGACCCAAGAUGUCUGCGAUCAAGUGUAGUGUGACUAGUGCACUAGCCUACAUCUGCUCUACCUUUCACAGCGGUGGUGGGGUAGCCUAGUGGUUAAAGCGUUGGCUCGUCACGCUGAAGACCCGGGUUCGAAUCCCCACAUGGGUACAAUGUCUGAAGCCCAUUUCUGGUGUCCCCCGCCGUGAUGUUGCUGAAAUAUUGCUAAAAGCGGCAUAAAACCAAACUCAGUCAGUCAGUCAGUCUACCUUUGAGUUUGCUCAUUUGCCAUGCAGCGCCUACUUCUCAUAAACGCGUUCGCUGCGCCGGUCCAACAUAUCCUUGUUUGCCAGUAAUGGGUUAGUACUGAGGCAUUUUCUGAUCACCCGACUAAACGGCAAGUAACCUUUCGUCAUGCUUGUCAUCCAUCCGCCAUCUUCUCAUUUGAAACCACUGGACCAAUGAAGUUGAAAUUUUAAAUAGGAAACAUGUUUUCUUGUUCAGGAGGUUUGAGUCCCUUUAAUGCCAAUACUCAGUCAUUUAUGUUAACAAUGUAAUGACUUGGUGAAUGUGUCGUCAGUGGAGGCCUCAUCUUAUAUCUACUAUUAUUUGUGAUAUUUUCAUCUUUUAACUGCAUAUUUUCCCAAAAUGAAUAUUUGUCUCUCUGACCUCCAAAAUUUCCCAAUUGAGGGAGCUGAGCUUGUACUUGUCUCCUUAUCAUGUCGUCACACCUUGUUCAUGUCAGUCAGGGGUACUUUUUAUGCUGUAAAUAUUUGAAUAACAGCAGACGGCAUCUUUUGAUCCGUGGCUGUCUGGUGAUAUUUUAAGCUAUUGACUACUUAUCCAAGAGAGCUACUGCUGUAGACUGAGGACCAGUUUAAAUUAUACUUCCUAGAUGAUAGGGGCUAUGUACUGGCAAGUAAAUUGUAUUGCAAAUUGCAAUAUGUGCCAAUUCAGGCACUUGUCAUGCGAUACUUUAUGCAUACGACAUGACAAAGAAUACCUGAAACAUAUGGAAUGGAAUGUUUAUGUUUGAAACUUUUGGACAUUUUUUGUAUUCUUUGGCUGGUACAGUUUUAGCAGACCCGUGAAGGUCCGGGUUAGAAUAUUGAUCUUCAGUAACCCAUGCUUGUCGUAAGAGGCGACUAACAGGAUCACGUGGUCAGGCUCGCUGACUUGGUUGACACAUGUCAUCGGUUCCCAAUUGCGCAGAGCGAUGCUCAUGCUGUUGAUGACUGGAUUGUCUGUUCCAGACUCAGUUAUUUACAGACCGCCGCCAUAUAGCUGUAAUAUUGCUGAGUUCGGCGUAGAACUAAACCCACUUACUCACUACAGUUUUAGCACAGUUGUACUUAAUCAUUAAUGGGGUACCUGUAUGCGACAGAAUGAAAGAUGGAUUUUCAGACACCUCAUGGUCCUAAAUUCUGAAGUCUUGACAAACUGUAAACACAGGACAGCCCACAAACCUGAACCAUUCCAUCCCAAGUAAUGCACAUUGACACACACACAUGACAUGAUCAGAUGUUCAGUCAUAUCUCUUAGUAGAAUAACUCCAAGACCACAUUUUGGGGGUUGUUAGUUUUUGUUUUUAUAUUUAUUUAAUGUUAAAGUUAUGCAAAUUGACAUACAUGACAUGAUCAGAUGUUCAGUCAUAUCUCUUAGUAGAAUAACUCCAAGACCACAUUUUGGGGGUUGUUAGUUUUUGUUUUUUUAUUUAUUUAAUGUUAAAGUUAUGCAAAUUGACAUACAUACAUGACAUGAUUAGAUGUUCAGUCAUAUCUCUUAGUAGAAUAACUCCAAGACCACAUUGCAUCGAGAUCAACAUGACAAUUGCUUGGUUCAAGGCCUUAUGUAUGGAAACUGAUAUAUGUGUGGAUGCAAGGGCAAAAUGAUCUGUCUAACAUACCUCAUUAUUCUGCUCAACUCUACAAAGAAUAUAGGGGUAGCCUAGUGUUUAAAGUGUUCACGCAUUACUCGAAGACCUGGGUUCGAUUCCCCACAUGGGUAGAGUAUGUGAAGCCAAUUUCUGGUGUACACUGCCAUGAUAUUGCUGGAAUAUUGGUAAAAGCAGGUAAAACUAAACUCACUCAAAGAAUAUAUAUGGCAUUAAACCUGACUCACACUUGCCUAGCAGAAUUUAUACUGUGAACUCUUUUACUACAUCUGCUGGGGUGGGUAUCUUUCGUAAAUAAAUGUGUGAAAUAUA
This is a messenger RNA of Haliotis rubra (blacklip abalone), 3724 nucleotides long. Its product is annotated as alpha-N-acetylgalactosaminidase-like. The record is from RefSeq and is a predicted model, not a curated record. Gene Ontology annotation, molecular function: alpha-galactosidase activity. The coding region runs from base 113 to 1363 and encodes 416 amino acids. Gene Ontology annotation, cellular component: cytoplasm. Gene Ontology annotation, biological process: oligosaccharide metabolic process; glycoside catabolic process; glycosylceramide catabolic process. Lineage: Eukaryota; Metazoa; Mollusca; Gastropoda; Lepetellida; Haliotidae. The transcript is spliced from 8 exons.